Molecule: messenger RNA, 4181 nt
Organism: Sycon ciliatum
Lineage: Eukaryota; Metazoa; Porifera; Calcarea; Leucosolenida; Sycettidae
Product: complement component receptor 1-like protein
Exons: 11
Coding region: 330-2957 (875 amino acids)
Source: RefSeq, a predicted model, not a curated record
UGUUAGUUCACAGGUUGAUGCUUUGAAGAUGAGCUAUGAUGUCCAACAUGUAGGUGAAUGUUGAUGAAAAUCGCAGGGACUAGACCUUUCGGAGUAACUCUGAUUCUAGUUUUAUAUUGGCUGUCGUGGGAACUGCAGCAUCUUUGAAAAGGGACGAAUCUGUGCGACUAUAGAAGGGUGGAUUACGCAGAUCGACUUUUGCCUUGUUUGAUCCGGCACAAGGUACCCAAGUUCGUGUGCUGGGCACUCGAAAAAGACCUACACAUGUCCUACUGAAUACCAGAGCUGCCGAGAAAGAAGUCAACGGAAGAGCCCAGAUCUCUGUCAGUAUGUCACUGAGUAUUCGGGAUGUAGUGUUGCGGCUUCUCUUGCUAGAAUGCAUAACAACGCUUCAGUCGGCUGGCCAACAUGUGGAACAUUUCAACUGCAACUCCCCAACUGGUCUAUACUACAUCAGUGGUUUGGACUGGUCUACAAAGUACAACAGCACAACUGCAGCCGGACAUAAGUGCAGGACAAUAUUGACAGACGUCAGCUUUGCCCUGAUCAACUCCACCGACCUUAGCGGUACAAACAGGAAUUGCUUGCUCGCUUUCCUUGCGCACAUAGCCGCAGCGCAUCCUGGAAACAGCGUAUCAGCAUGGUUGUAUUCAAGUACUGGAAGAGACCGUCAUUGCUAUCCAGGACCAACAUGCAGUAGCACCAACGUCACGAUCUGCAAGUUCAACAAGCCUGAGGCCGCAGAUCUCACCAACAGCUGUCCAAUUUUGCCUCCGAUCACCAAUGGCAUUAUCACGUAUCCAUCAGGACUUGUGUUCCCAUCAGAGGCCUUCUACGCGUGCAACAUCGGCUACCGACUUCACGGCCCUAGCCAUCGUGCCAGUCGUUCACAUUAUGUGAAACAACCCGGCGACAUACCCGUUCCAGCUACCUGGGAUCCAUCCUCAAGUCACACAUGCAAUGUAAACAAUUGUCAUGCUCCACGUUUGCCCGAUGGACAGGUUCUCGGUACUUCCCCUUAUUACAUGGCCAAGUGCGAUGUAGGUUUCAAGUUAGUUGGGAAUGCACAGAUCACCUGCAUCUCGGAUACGGAAACAACGCCGAAGCCAGCUUGUCAGCCCAUUCGGUGUCCUGCUCCAAGCAUCCCUCACAGCGCCGGCCUAAUGGAUAAUUACUCUGAUAUUGGACAGCAAGUUGAAGUGAACUGCUCACGUGGCUACCGACUGGUGGGCAACAGUACGGUGGAGUGUACGCGUUUCGGCGGGUGGACAAGUCUACCGACGUGUGAAGCCAUUAGGUGUCCAGCUCCAAGCAUCCCUCACAGCGCAGGUCUAAUUGAUAAAUACUCUGAUAUUGGACAGCGAGUUGACCUGAACUGCUCACAUGGCUACCGACUGGUAGGCAACAGUACGGUGGAGUGCGAGGGUUCUGGCGGGUGGACAAGCCUCCCGACGUGCGAAACCAUUAGGUGUCCAGCUCCAAGCAUCCCUCACAGCUCUGACCUAAUUGAUAAAUACUCUGAUAUUGGACAGCGAGUUGAUGUGAACUGCUCACAUGGGUACCGACUGGUGGGCAACAGUACGGUGGAGUGUAUGCGUUUCGGCUGGUGGACAAGACUACCGACGUGCGAAAAAAUACAUAUACACUGUCAAGCACCUGCGCAACCAGAGAAUGGAUACCUCUUGCUGGACGGACUGGAUGUUCACAGUGCAUUCAACAUCACGUGCAAAGAGGGAUACCGAAGCACGCAGGCAGAGCCGUCGAAGUGCAUGCCGAGUGGAAGCUGGUCCAACCCCCCGGGGAAGUGUGAAGAGGCCAAGUGCAGGAAGCAGGAAGCACCUCCGAAUGGCGAGAUCAUUGGCUACAUUCCACUUGCCGGUCGGGAGGUUUUUUACUACUGCAAUGAUGACUACGAACUGGAGGGCUCGCGAACACAGAAGUGUAAGAUGGACGGCAAUUGGACUGGAUUAGCACCGGCUUGUGUGAAGAAGGCGACUGAGGAGCAGGUCAGUUGGGUAUCCCAGCCCGCCAGUCUAUCCGUCAUAGUCGUGAUGGUGGUCAUGGUACUGGUCGCCUUGCUUCUACCGCUUUGCUUCAUACUCUCUCGCAAUAGGUCUCGUAGCCAAGACAUGCUGGACUCUGGCCAAACAAACGCCAAGGAAGAGCCGGACGUGCCUGGAGAGCAAUAUGCGCAACCCACGGAUAUGAUGUCCAAUUUAUCAAGCAAGCGUAAGGACCGCCCUAUCGUAUCAUCGGACUCGGUACCUCGCAACAACUGCAUUAGUGCCGGCGCGAGUAGCCUCUCAGACCAGAGUCGACCGAGCGGAAUCGUGCCCAGCACACCCAUUGGCAGGCACCUGGGCAGUAUGGAGAAUCUGGUCAGCGACGAUGGCCAAGAUGAGCAUAUGUACGCUGAUCCGCAUUUGAACGACGAUCUCGAUGACAUCAUGAAGACUCUGGCGGUAUCCGAUUGCAUUAUGCCACCCGUAGCCGCACCUCGCCAGCAGUCGGAAGCAACAGCCAAGAGCAAUGCACCUCCUGAGGCAGAGAAUUCACAUGCUGAUGAUUACGAAAAGUAUGAUGUGGACCAGGAAACGAUGACAACAAUGCCAACAGGUGGACAAGCAGAUGACGGCGUGCCUCACGCAGCCGUGCGGAAGAGAGACAGCGUCAGUGCUCCUAGCAAGCCGCAGCGCAUCUCGUCGUACACACCUACCGUACUGCAACCCUGCCCGAACGUCAGCGCAGCUACUGCUGCUACGACAGCUGUGCGGGUGCAGUCCUACACUAUGGUCGACUUGAAGAAGAAAACGCCACGCGACGAAACGAACAAGAAGAAGACAACCAAUUCGCCGAUGGCUCUUACACCGACUGUGAAGACCAACUCCGCCGAUACUGGAAUAAGUCACGGAGGCUCUGCAGCGAAAGAUGGCGUUUAUGUGAAUAUGAAGGUUUAAUUAAGAGUCCUUGCGCAGGGAGACGGACCAAACUCCCUCUCUUCUUUCUUUACUGAAUAUCACACAACCAUCAGAUGCUGCACAGCCGGGGCCUCGAUCGACUUUAGUGGCUUGUUUUGUUUUUGGAAUAUCAGAAGGUAAAGAUGAAAGUGAUUUCCUGGUUGGCUACGUGACAAGAAGCAGAACAAGAAUAGCGAUGAAGUUUACGCUCGUCGCUUCAAUCUGCCGUCACUGAUCCAGCUGGGGUGGAGCAUGGCUUUGCACAACACUUCUCUUUGUCUGUUUGCAAUUUCACAAAGCCUAAACGUAUACUGACAUGGGCAUCUGCAGGCGCAUUUUUCAUUUACUUUACUUAUGUGCAGGCGCACCCCAUAAUUUGUAUUUUUUAUCCCCCAAAGGCUUUCGCCUAUCGAGCGGGUUCCCAAACUUUCCAUGAUACCAAAUCUGAAAAAGAAGUGAUGAGCAAUAGGUGUUAUAGCCGGCCUGAUGGCAGCAUGGAAUUUCCCACCCAAGGCCCAGGCUCUUUGUAUUUGAAGCAUGCACUUUCUGAUUGUUUUCUAAUUCUAUCCAGCUAGAAUAACUGCCCCGUUUCUGUCACCAAGUUCGUAUUGAAUAUGUCGGUCAGCCUCCUUUGACAUAAUUAUACGAUUGCAGUCCUAUGGUGGUCUGUGUCUUCUGUCGUUUCUUUCUAUCGAGUUUCGUAAUUUGCUGUGCAUUUCCUUCUCUCAAUUUGCUGUGUCCUGCGGCUAGCAGCAUGAGCCACCAUUUUCUUCGCCUGCGCUAAGUGAAUGCUUCAAGUAUCACAUCCAUGCACAUCAAUCUUGUUUGCCUUCCUUGUUACGCCAAAUAUCUAGCAGUCAUUCAUGCAUACAUUAUGCACAUGUACAUGUAGGUAAGCACAUAUCAAUAAUGCAUAAGUACAUUAUCAUUCAUACAUAAGUACAUAUCUCACAUUCAAUCAUGAAUAAGUCCGGACAUACCAUUCAUUCAUGCAUAAGUCCGGACAUACCAUUCAUUCAUAAGUAAACAUUCCUCAUCCAUCAGCAUACAUCAUUGGUGCUGACCGCUUUAAUGAGCUUCCCGAAUCCCUUUGCACAAAUCAUAUCCCCAAUUCAUUUCGCCAGGAACUUCACAAAUUCAUUCACCUUGGGCACCCUGUAAGAAGACCUUAGGGUCUGUUGGGAAUGCCCAGGUAAAAUAAUAAAAUAAAAUACAAUCAUCCAA